GAAGUGCACACCGUUUCCAAUAAUGUACAGUAUUUGCAUUCACACAGUAUUAUAUAUAUAUUUAUGAUACAGAAAAUAGUCAGUUUUGAUCCUAGCUUCGGUGGCUUGGUGAGACUGCAGAUCCUGGAUCUGUCCAGAAACCGUCUGCGUUCUGCUCCUGCGGAGGCUUUUUCCUAUCUCAGCUGGCUGACAAACCUCAACCUAGACCUCAACUCCUGGAACUGCUCGUGUCAGCUGCUGGAACUGGCUGCCGUCCUGUCCACCUUCAUACAACAGCCCGACAAGACCCUCUAUAAUGGCCGUAGGAUGGUGUGUGUGAGCGUCGACAACUCGGCAGUAACCACAGUGCUGGAGCUGACCGAGGCCAACUGUGUCCCGUCCAAUCAGAACAUCACAUUGCGGAUCGAGGCAAGAGGCAGAGUGACCCCUCACCGGUACGCCCGAGAUCUGGCUGUCACUGCAGUCAUCUGCUUCAUCGGUGGAGUUUGCUUGACCCUGCUGGUUGUCCUGAUCUACUAUCAAGUGUCUCGUAGGAAGAAACUGAAAGAAAGUAAAAGACAGAAAGAAGAAGAAGAGAGAAGCAGCACGGUGGUGAAUCACCCUGUCAAUCACCUAGAUGUUGAUGAAAAGAGGAGGGACCUCUUCUGGCAAGCACAUAGAAGCCAGCCUUGGAACAGGGAGGCCAUGACCUUGGACCCAUGGACAGGUGGCCAUGGCAGCCAGUUUGGGUACAGAACUGAUGAGAACGUACAGUUUAGGUGUCCGGACUGUAGCACCAAAGGACAGAGAGGGACGGGGUCGAACCAAAUGAGACGGAACAACAGGACAAAUGGAGGGAUGGAGACGGAGAAGGAAAGAGAGACGAGGAGAAUGAGGAUGAUGACAGAGGAAGAAAGGAGGAGGCUUGAGCAGAGAAUAUUAAGCAGGGACAUGCAUAACAAGCUUCUUUCUCGUAGCAACACCAACUCUUCCUCACAUCCAUGGAAAGAAACCUUUUUUCAGGCAAACAGAGAAAUUGGGGAGGUCAACAGGACUGAGAUGGAAGGUAAGAGCAGAGGACAAGAGCUGUUACACUGUGAGAGCUGCCACAGGACGAACAGACCUCCAGAGCAGACCAUGAGACAAGGGAGGAUUCACACCAACAUGAAAGACUUGGCUUGGUUUGAAGGCGUCCAUCCUCAAUACAGACAGAUGGACAGGGUUAGGAUUGUUAACCACAACCAGUUUGACACGAAGAAGAACAUAGAAUUGAGAAGAGAACAAAGAAACGUAACGUUUGACCUGGAGAGUUCAAGAAGCCGAGAGCAAGGAAGCAGUCAAGGCGAGGACAAGAGGAAGGAGGAAGCGAGGAGCUCCCGAGACAAGAAGAGAGGAAAGAGAGAUAAAGCUAAAGUCCAGUCAAGCCGGCUACUGAAGGUUAAACUAAACUUGAACCCGCUACGAAAAAGCAAAGUCCAUCCUAAGAGGAAAACGGAGCUGGACCACUCAGAGAAAAGCAGCUCAAAGAAGAGUAAAGAUAAAAGGCAGAAUGAGUCUGGUAAGAAAACGAAGGGUAGCGGUGAGAAAACGAAGAGAUCCAAGCCCAAAGGAUCGACUGAGGAUGCUGCGAAAGAGAAGAAAGGGGAAGACAGAGGAGAAGGAGAACAGGAAAGAAAAAGUUCCUCUAAGCAGGAAAAAAUCGAGCAGGGGAGUACAGAGGGGGACCAGGGAGAGGGUACUCACCCAGAGAACUCCGGACUAAGCGAUACCGCCAACACUGCCGACCAAUCAGCCUCUGCUCUUGCCAUUGGACAGGGACAACACUUGCAGGGUGGGAGUCUUCAGUAUAAGGAAAGUGCUCAGCUAUCUCCGCAGCAUCCCGUAUCACUCUCUGGCAUUGGUGGGAAUCACACUACCAACCUCUCCCUGCUUGGUUCGGCGGGCUCACAACUGACUGGCAGCAGCCUCUCUCUUCAAGGAGAAAACUUCUUGCUCAACACCAUGGCCCCAGGAUCACUGUUCCCCAGUGGUCCAGCUAAUUCUGUUGCUCCUUGCACAGCGAUCAGUGGGCCAAACAUGGCUCCAAGUGUCGCCCCAGACAGCGUCAGUCUGCAACCUGGUGAAGCCCUCAUGUCUCCUGCUACCUCCCUUCUAGCUAACACUGUAUAUGCUAACCCUUUGCAAGCAAGUGCAAUCCAUACCUCUCCUCUUAAUACCACCCAGCCUGCAGGACUAGCCUCGGGUUUAGCGGCAAACCCAGCUGUUGAUCCUGCACCCAUGCAGUGCCUCUCGCAAAGCAAGCCCCCUCCAGAUAGCUCUCCUCUUGUAGCAAGACUGAAGGCUGAAGCCCAGGGACCAGGCCUUCAGACUGGGGAAGGAGUAUAUCCCAAUCUCCCAACUCAGGCACCUCCUAGUGUGAAUAGUUUGUCUUGGGUGACCCCUCCGGCUCAUGGACCAGUGACCACAGUGGAGAAUCUUUCAAACAACAACAGUCAGACAGAGACCGAGGGUGUGCAUGCUGGAUCCACAGUCCACAUGUCAGCUGGGGGUGCUGCCCUCACUGAAGGACCUGCUGCAGGGUUGCCCGGAGGCAGUAUGCAGGGAGAAGAUGUGAGUGUAUCAGGUGCCUCUGCACCUAGUAUGUCCACACAGAGUGUAUCCUCCACAGGGGACACAUAUGCAGCUGCUGCACUGCUGCAGCAGGAGUACCUGUCAGAGGAAGGAGGAUCCUCCCCGAGGAGGAAGCUGAGGCUGGUGCUUCCUGAGAAGACGUCCAGCCGACCACCCACCGCACUUGAGAGGAAGAUACGCUAGCUGCUCGUGUCAUUUGAUGAAUUGAAUGUUAUGGAUUGGUAGUGUUUUAAUAAAGGUCAGAAGAAGUCAUUUAAAAUAGUUCAACAUUAGAUUCAGUAAGUACUGAGACUGAUUCUGUAUACUGUUAAAAAGUGUUUCAAAGAUAUUUGCUUUUCUAAUUAUAAACAUUAAGUAAAAAGACUGUGGUGUUAUUUUUAAGUUUCAAAGUUCAUUGUUGACCUUUAUAACAGUUAACAACAAACUAAAUUCUGUUCGUAGACGUUCAAAUUGACAUUUUUUCUGAGCAUCUUGUCAAUGUUGGCGGACAAGUUGGGUUUCACAUGUGUAACAAUCCUUGCUUUAAUUUUGAAGUUUCAAAGUUAAUUCUUGAUCUUAGAAACCAUUGACUUAACAUUCUUACCUCAAGGUCUGUGUGGUAGCUGUCCUGGGGCUCACAUGAUCUUCAUCGACAGAUAGAGUUUGCCGAGUAAAAAUUCAAAUCUUUAAGCUAACUGAUGAAGAGCAUGUGAUAUGGUCAAAAGCUCAGGAACAGCUAACUUUACGUAAUUAUUUUCUCAAUUGCUGUUAUUUGUUGUAAAACUGUACACAGAGAGAUACUGGACUAAAAUGGAAUGCUAUUUUUAAAUAUUUUUGCAAUAUUAUUGAUUUCUAUGUAUACAUAUUACAUUAUGAUUGCUCUUGGAUGCAAAUGGUCAACCUAAAAUGGGCUAAAUUUGAUAUUCAGAGCAUCAAUGGAUUGUGGA
Cyclopterus lumpus (lumpfish) is the source of this 3536-nucleotide messenger RNA. RefSeq names its product leucine rich repeat containing 53 (gene lrrc53). The coding region runs from base 64 to 2793 and encodes 909 amino acids. Lineage: Eukaryota; Metazoa; Chordata; Actinopteri; Perciformes; Cyclopteridae. The record is from RefSeq and is a predicted model, not a curated record. The transcript is spliced from 3 exons. Gene Ontology annotation, molecular function: protein binding.